Vicia villosa (hairy vetch) is the source of this 756-nucleotide messenger RNA. Its product is annotated as bidirectional sugar transporter SWEET5-like. NCBI's taxonomy places the organism in Eukaryota, Viridiplantae, Streptophyta, Magnoliopsida, Fabales, Fabaceae. Gene Ontology annotation, biological process: carbohydrate transport. Gene Ontology annotation, cellular component: membrane. The record is from RefSeq and is a predicted model, not a curated record. Bases 1 to 756 code for a protein of 251 amino acids. The transcript has 6 exons. Gene Ontology annotation, molecular function: sugar transmembrane transporter activity.
AUGGUGAACUAUUCAUUGAUUCGUAAUGCCGUUGGAAUCAUAGGCAAUAUCAUCUCUUUUGGCUUGUUACUCUCACCAGUUCCAACAUUCUAUAAGAUUAUAAAGAAGAAGUCCGUAGAAGAGUUCAAGUCAGAUCCAUAUUUAGCAACAUUAUUGAAUUGUGCUUGUUGGGUGUUUUAUGGAAUGCCUUUUGUGCAUCCAAAUAGCACUUUGGUUGUUACCAUCAAUAGUGUUGGAUUUGUUUUCGAAAUCGGCUAUAUCACUAUAUUUUAUAUCUAUGCCACCAACAAAGGAAGGAAAAAAAUACGAAUUGUUCUUCUCAUCGAGAUUAUUUUCUUCGUCGUUGUUGUUCUUAUAACAAUGUUUGCACUUCAUGGCACUACCCAAAGAUCUUUGGUGGUUGGUAUUAUUUGUGAUAUCUUCAACAUAAUGAUGUAUACCUCUCCUCUUACAAUUAUGAGAAAAGUUAUAAAAACUAAGAGUGUGAAAUAUAUGCCAUUUUGGCUCUCUUUGAUGAACUUUCUCAAUGGUUUGAGCUGGACAGCAUAUGCUAUUCUUCCUCCCUUCGAUAUAUAUGUCUUGAUAAGCAAUGGUAUUGGAGCAAUUUCAGGACUUUUUCAACUUAUUCUAUAUGCUUGCUAUUAUUUUCGCAAAGGUGAAAACAUCGAAGAUGAUACCAAAAAUGAUGAUCUUGAGAUGAAACGAACAAUUAUUCGUGAAAUCUCAAUCAGCAAUGGUAUUGGAGAAGCAAAAUGA